AAGUUACAUUAAAUAGUUUUAGUCCAAAUCCGCGCAAAUAUUUUUGGAUAUAAACCCGAUCUAUGUUGACUAAACCGCAAUGCCGGAAAUCGUAAGCUGGCACUUUCUGCUGCCCCUAUGGGCUCUGUUGCAAGUGGCCAUGUGCCAACCGUAUCAGAUACCGCAUCGUUGCUCGAAUCGUUUGGAAAAUGCUUUGGAGCACAUGCGACGCCGCAGCAUCCAGUCCAAGACCUCCUCCGAUCACACUCGAUCGCGAGCCAUGUGGGAGCCCCCACCACAAAGUCCCUACCAGCUCUAUCACAGCUUCUACGGCCAGCAUAGUGAGCCGGAGGACGAUUUUUACAACGUAGGUGGAUCGUACAACACCGGACGUGGCUAUCAUGCAAAGCUUCUGCAUCGAACCGGACGUCCAUAUCCCUUUUCCGAUUCUAGUAGCGCUCUGGAGCUGGAGGACUUGCUCUCGAUCAACCAACAGUACCAGCAUAAACCACAGCAACAGCAUUUUAACCACCGGCAGCCCCACAAGCUGGAUAUUUCCCGGGUGGAUGUGGAGGAUUUGAAGGUGCGAGUGCCACCGGCAAAGUCCUCUAACCGUUGGGUAGAGAUCGACAAGUGCAAGUUCAGCACAGAGAACUCCACUCUGGAUACCCGCCUGAUUUUUCCGGACCUCACGCUCAGUGGAAAAGUGGUGAUGCAACCGAUGGGGGGCAAGUGUCACAUGAUUUUGAGGCUACGGCAUGCCGGUAUUGAAUUUCGCACAGUGCCGUUGGGCUUCGAUCCUGGAUCGGGACAAUCCACCUACGAGCAGUCGCGGAGGUUAGGAGCAGCUUCCGUUAGGACGGACUCGCACUUUGCAGAGCCGGGAUUCAUAUCUGUGUUUGCCCAUGGCUGCCAGGGGCCCAGUGGCAUUCGCUUGCGCCAGAACUCCAAGCGGAGAUUUAGUGGGGCUCCGGAAGUGGAGCUAGGUGAACCACAUGUGAUUAUGGGAACUGACCGAAAGGAGAGUCAGCGCUGGGGCAAGUUCCACAACCAGCAGCAGCACCCGGCCUAUGACAUCAGGCAGGGACAGAAUCCCCAGAGGGACCACAGUCUGGAGCUGGGCAGUGACAGCCAUGCCCAGGACUCUGGUGAAUUUGUAGAUGUCAAUGGCGACAACUUCUACCGGCGGCAAUUCAGCAAAAAAAGGAGACGCCGCCGGCGGUACGCCCGUGAACUACUCGAGGACCAAAUGAACUUCAGCGAGGAUGUGCUCCACUUCCAGGACGAACAGCUGCAGCAGCUGGUGGAGCCGGAUGCUCGGGCUUUUGCUGAUAUAUUUAGCGGCAGUGGAGCAGCUGGUGGCCCAGCCAGCGGAGAUCGCGAAGAGCUAGUGGGGGAGGCCAUGUCGCACGAGCUGGAGAAGCUGUUCUCAAUGGGUGUGCGAGGCCUUCUGACCACCUACAUGCAGCGAGCCCUGCAGCCGGCCAUCAAGGAAACCCUGAUGGAGAACAUGGGCUACACCCUGAGCUAUGGCUGAGCCUGGCUGGGGUAUCCUUAGGUUUAUUUUUAAGCCCUCUAUUUAUGUCUGAUGCAGCAAAUAUAAAGCUUUAAGCGCACCGGGUUGUGUAAUCUUACCAAUUUAGCCGUAUCCAUUGAUAAUAUCGAUCAGGC
Molecule: messenger RNA, 1650 nt
Organism: Drosophila bipectinata
Lineage: Eukaryota; Metazoa; Arthropoda; Insecta; Diptera; Drosophilidae
Source: RefSeq, a predicted model, not a curated record